Messenger RNA from Ustilago hordei, 636 nucleotides. Its product is annotated as putative ERD2 - ER lumen protein-retaining receptor. NCBI's taxonomy places the organism in Eukaryota, Fungi, Basidiomycota, Ustilaginomycetes, Ustilaginales, Ustilaginaceae. Gene Ontology annotation, biological process: protein retention in ER lumen; endoplasmic reticulum to Golgi vesicle-mediated transport. Gene Ontology annotation, cellular component: membrane; endoplasmic reticulum; cis-Golgi network. The transcript is spliced from 3 exons. Gene Ontology annotation, molecular function: ER lumen protein retrieval receptor activity. The coding region runs from base 1 to 636 and encodes 211 amino acids. The record is from RefSeq and is a predicted model, not a curated record.
AUGAAUAUCUUCCGUUUGGCCGGAGACUUUGCCCAUCUCGCCUCGAUUUUCAUCCUUCUCCAUAAAAUUCAACUAUCCAGAUCAUGUCGUGGUAUUUCCUUCAGAACGCAACUUCUCUACACCGUCGUCUUUAUCACUCGCUAUCUCGAUAUAUUCCAUGAAAGCUCACUCUAUCGAUUUCUGAUGAAGCUCUUCUUCAUCGGCUCCUCCAUCUACGUCCUUUACCUCAUGAAAGUUAAAUUCCGCCCAACUCAUGAUCCAGCAAUCGAUACGAUCAGGUUGGAAUAUUUGAUCGGUCCUUGCGCUCUGCUGGCCUUGUUGUUCCAUUAUCAUCUUGACUUGAUGGAAAUUUUGUGGACUUUCAGCAUUUAUCUGGAAGCUGUCGCCAUCUUGCCGCAGUUAUUCAUGUUGCAGAGGACGGGAGAAGCGGAGGCGAUAACAACCCAUUAUAUCUUUGCUUUGGGUGCUUAUAGGGCGCUUUAUAUCCCCAAUUGGCUGUAUAGGUACAUCUCGGAAAAUCAAAUCGACCCAAUCUCGAUCUUGAGUGGUCUGGUUCAAACCGGUCUCUAUCUCGACUUCUUCUAUGUCUACUUCACAAAAGUUAUGAAGGGGGAAAAGUUCGAGUUGCCAGCAUAA